AUGAAUCAACAUCAUCGUGUUCGUAUAUGUGAUAACCUCAAAUUGAAUCCAAUGGAAGAACGAAUUAUUGAAGUUAAAAUUAUUGAUUUAACUAAUUGUGAUACAGUACAAUUUAUUCCAAAACCUCGUUUUUUAUAUGAAGAUUCAAUACUGAUACUACAUGCACUGAUUAAUAUGAAAAACUAUAAAGCAAUAAUGACAAUUACAAAUAUUUUAAAUCGUUCUAGAAUUAUUAACAAAAAUACUUCCAUUGGAAUUAUUAAAAUCGAAUUACCAAAUUCAAGUUGUUUUUCAAUUUCAUUUCCAUCAUCACAACAACAGGCAAAUGACCAUGAAGAUAUACAAAUACCCAUCCAGAUACAAGAUACUAUUGAUGAAAUGAUUUCUCAUCUUAAUCAGGAACAACAACAAUCACUAUUACCCAUUCUUUACAAAUACUAUUUAUUAUUUGAUACUUCGUCACCAAAAAUUGUAAAUACGCAUAUACAUCAUAUAAUACCUACAGGAAAUCACGGUUCAGUUAACUCUAGAGCAUAUCGAGUAAACCCAGAAAAACAACAGAUUAUUGAUAAUGACAUAAACUCCAUGUACAGAUCUGGCUUAAUUCGACCAUCACAAUCUACAUGGUCUUCUCCAUGUUCAUUUGUAAGACCUGAAUUUGAUUAUCUCGGACAUACAAUUAAUGCUAAUGGAUUUCAACCACUCAACACCAACAUCGAUGCCGUUGUCAAAGUGCCUAAUCCAAGAACAACAAAACAGGUUCAUUCAUUUCUUCAAACGGCAAAUUUUUAUCGUAAGUUUAUACAUAAUUUUACUGACUUAACUCGUCCUUUACGACCAUCUCAAAAGAAAAACGUGAAGUUCUAUUGGGGCGAACGAGAGCAAAUGGCAUGGGAUGGUCUGAAUACAGCAUUGACUAUACCACCAGUUUGUUUAAAUUUUCCCAUGCGUGAUGCUAAAACAAACAAAAAUUAUCCGUAUGUUCUUUCAACAGAUGCAUCACAAUUUAACAUUGCUGAACGAAAUUAUUCAACAUUUGAACGAGAAUGUCUUGGAAUUGUUUGGUCAGUAACAAAAUUGAGAGAUUAUCUUGCUGAUGAAUCUUUUACUUUCGAAACUGAUCAACAAUCAGCUCGAAAGAUCCAUUUAAAUCGCUCAUCCACAAACAGAAAAGUCAACAACUGGAAAUUACAAUUACAAGAUUAUGAUAUUAUUGCAAUUAAACAUGAACCUGAAACAAGAAAUUGCGAUGCUGAUUACAUGUCACGUCAUCCAUUAAUCAGUGAAGAAGUUAAUGAUGAAUUCGAUGAUUUUUCAUCAACUACACCAUCAUUUAGCACAUCAUCAACACCUUUUCGUUUAAAAAUGCUAUCACCUCUUUAUCCUCAUCGAUGA
Molecule: messenger RNA, 1395 nt
Organism: Rotaria sp. Silwood2
Lineage: Eukaryota; Metazoa; Rotifera; Eurotatoria; Philodinida; Philodinidae
Source: the annotation of a GenBank genome assembly